AUGCCUAUUCACAGCUCUCCAAACCAGCCGGCUCAAGGACUGGAACACCAAUCAAAGGAACGAAAGAGUGAGGUAGGACAUCAUGAAGACAACUCACCAAAACUCGCAGAUAUGGAAGGAAUGGCUUCCCCACGAAGAGAAAUUUCUCAACCUUGGCUUUCGGGACUUAAGGGAGAGAGAGGUAGCAAUAAGGCUUUAACCGAAAGAAGUGAGGAGAGGAAUGUGUUACCAACGCCAAACGGCGACCUACACAGCAAGCUGAACAGUACUGUUCAUGAAAAGAGUAGUCUUGAGAGUGUACAAACUGAGUAUGAUGAAUCAAAUUCACCUCCCAUGUCUUUCUCAAAAAACGGAACAUCAAAGGACUUUAAAACUAAGCACCAUGUAAGGAUCGGAAGAGAAAUUACAUCAUCACCAAUGCAAAGCAACGACUCAUUGGGGAUGAUCUCAAGAAUUUACAAUAACAAUUAUUCUCCCAAUAGUAGCAAUGAAUUCCAUGAUGAAGAAAAACCUCAAAAGAGGCUUUUCCUAGGCAGGUCGUAUUCAUCAUCAACUCAAUAUGAUAAGCCUACGGCUCCUCCAAGCUCCUCUCCUUCAUUUAACCAACAAAGGCAAACCAAAACAUCCUCUUCAACAACAACCAAUUCUUCAACCAAUCUGUCUGGAUCUCCCCUCCGCUUCGAUUCCUAUUUGUCCUCGAGUGUUAAAUUGGUAAAACAAAUGAUGGAAAAGUAUUCCCUUAAUGAACUUGCUGCUCAACGAGUGGACGAAUCAUGUUUUAUUGCAAAUCUUGUGAAAGGAGGGGCAAGAUCGCCAUCCAUGAAUGAAAAUAAGGGCGAAGAAUACAGCAAUCACUCGAGAAGCAAUCCACAACCUUCUCCGCGGCAAUAUUCCUUCCACAAUAAUAAUAGGAUGGCUUCUCCAAGAACAGAGAGAGAUGUACUAUCGUAUGUACACAAACAACAGAAAAGCACACCGGUUCAAGCAAGAGCAAAUGAAUCACCAAAACGCUCCAAUCAAACACCACCAGAAAAGAAUAGAUCUCAAUCUCUCCUUGAGAAGCAUAAAUUGCAAGUUGAGGAAUUGGACUUUCUCAAUGAAAGCUCGUCUUCCUCUUCGGAUGAUGAAUACAACAAUCAUGAUGAGGAGAACAGCUCUAAACUUCCAGACCCAACAAAAAAUCCAAGAGAAUAUUAUGAAUUCAUGCUAGCCCAAGCUUUGGCCAAGAAGAAUGAAAAGAAGGACCCCACAUCCAAUGAAUACGAGAAAAUGGCAGAUUUAACAUUUGAAGAGUCCUUAAGCACCCUCAAAAAGACAUUAGAUUCUGCCGAAAAACUAAAGGAAGAAAGCUUGACCUCUCACACUCAAAGAAGAAGAGUGUAUGAUUCACUGAAGAGAGGAUUAGGUGCAAGACCUUUUGGUGGACAAGUAAGCGAAGUUGAUGUAACACUCAGCUCGCCUCGUUCGCCUCGUUCACCAUUAGCCCAGCAAGAACAACAAACAUCACCAAAUACCUCAAACACUUCAAUCCAAAGCUCUCCCCAACCAGCAUUUAAAUUCGAAAAUGACUCUAACUCAACAGAUACGAAGCCAAGAAAAAAAGAUUCAGCACUUGAAGUCUUUCAAAGGUUGUACACCAUCAAAAAGCCUCCAGAGGAAGAAGUCGAUGUUCCAAAAUCUCCAAGAAGUUCAACAAGGUCCUCCUCUCCAGCCAAUGACAGUUUUAUAAACAGAAUGAAAUUGUGCGAGGAGGAAAGGCAGCAACGAUUGGAAGACCUUAGAUCCAAAUUUAAUGACAGCCUAAAAAAGGAUAUCAGCUUUUCUCCAAAAAUUAAUGAAAACUCAAAAUCUAUGCAAAGAUCUGUGGAGUCCUUAUUGAAUUGGCAAAAAGAAAAAAUUACUAGGCAAGAACAAUUAAUCAAAAACAAAAAAGAAAAAGAAAUAUCUAAUGAAUGUACAUUCAGCCCUGAGCUUAGCCCUCGAUCGCAAAAACUCGUUAAAAAGAAGGGUUCCAUUCCAAUAGCUCUAAGAGAAUACUAA
Molecule: messenger RNA, 2040 nt
Organism: Naegleria fowleri
Lineage: Eukaryota; Heterolobosea; Eutetramitea; Acrasida; Naegleriidae
Exons: 2
Coding region: 1-2040 (679 amino acids)
Source: RefSeq, a predicted model, not a curated record